Molecule: messenger RNA, 2901 nt
Organism: Lathyrus oleraceus (garden pea)
Lineage: Eukaryota; Viridiplantae; Streptophyta; Magnoliopsida; Fabales; Fabaceae
Exons: 2
Coding region: 698-1486 (262 amino acids)
Source: RefSeq, a predicted model, not a curated record
UGACCGGAAGUCACCGAUCUUGUCAAAACCGCAUUGCCACCUGACCAGCCACGUGCCGUCGCACGCCGCCAUCAGUAUCUCCCACCCGUUCCCACACUUGCCACGCGCCGCCUUCUAGCCGUCCGUUUCCGACGUCAUUUGUUGCUACAUGAUCAGUUUUUCAAUCUGAUUCUAUUGGGACCACUUUCAGUGUGUGGGUCUCACGUUGAAGGUGCAUUUCAGCCGGGUUUUUUUUCCUCCAACAAAUUUAUUCGUUGUUAUUUGGUGUUGUUGAGAAUUUGUUACCCUGCUGAAGCAUCAUGACUGAAAAUUUCCAGCCAAAGGAGGUUGUUGUUAAGGAGAAUCCUCCUAAAAAGAGUCUAAUUUCGUUUGUGUUUCAAGGAGCACUCGUUAUUACCACCGAGAAAUUGAAUGGUAAUAAGAAUUAUAUGAAUUGGUAUGCUUUGGCUGAGUUAUGAUUUUUGGGUCUGUCAGACCAUCUUACUAAGAAGGUUUCAGAAAUUGAUGCGGCAAUAAAAGAUGAUUAGGAAUCCGCUGAUUAUUAACUUGUAUCAUUGUUAUGGAAUUCUAUUGAGCCAUAGUUGAUGGCACACUUUCGUCCGUACAAUGUUAUGAGGUUUGACAGAAAGCUAAAAACCUUUAUGCUAACGAUAUUCAAAGAUUGUAUGAAUCAGUCCGCAACUUGGCCACUCUUCAGAUGAAUGGUCAUGACUUAUUAGAAUAUUUGACCCAUGCUCAGUCCACUAUUAAUGGCCUCAAACUUAUGCUGGUUAGUGAUGAUAUUACGAAGGUAUUGGGCAAGCUUGACAAUAUGUUCAUGGUGUUUGUUCUUCAUAGUCUACCUAAGGAAUAUAGUUCGGUUAAAGACCAAGCGCUAACAAAUACUACCAUCCCUAUGGUAGAAGAGCUGAUAGAUCGCCUUGUCCGGGUAUCCUUACCAAGUGAUGACACUCUUAUUGCUCCCGAGUCCUCUGCUUUUGUUUCUAACUUUAGUAGUGGAGGACGUAGUGGACAUAGUCGUGGUCGAGGAUGUGGUAGAGGGGGUAGAGGUAACUUCUAUUAUACUCAUUGUAAGAAAGAUGGGCACACUCAAGAUCGGUGUUUCAACUUACAUGGUUUCCCCAACAAAACUUCUAAUGUUGCUCAAACCUCUACAAAUCUUGAGUCAAAGGGUGAACUCGAAACUACUUUUUAUGCCGAUGAGUAUAAGGAGUAUUUGAAGUUGAAGGUAGCACAAUAUGUCACCUCCUCAACGAUCAUUGCUCAUACUCGUAAUUCUACGGUUUGUCUCUCUCACUCUACACCUACUGGAUGGGUUACGGAUUCUGGUGCUUCAGACCAUGUGACCAAACUUUUCUCUAAAUUAUCACCACUAAAAUAUCCACAUUAUGUUGCUAUUACGGAUGGAUCUAAAGUUGAGGCAUCUAGUGUUGGACAAGUGUCACCUAUUCCCUCUCUCUUUGAACUCUGUUUUAUUGAUUACUAAUUGUCAUUUCAAUUUAAUUUCUAUAAGCAAAGCAAAUUAACCAGUUCUUUAAACUAUGCCAUAACCUUUACUUCUAAUUCCUUUUUGAUACAACACUAGAGUACGGAACAAACGAUUGGAGUCAGAACUGAAUCUAGUGGUCUUUACUAUCUUCAACCUCCCACUUCCACUAUAUGUGCUACGAAUCUCCUGAUCGUCGUUUAGGUCAUCCGAGUUUAUCAAAAUUGAAGAAAAUGGUGUCCGACCUUUCUCAUUUAGAGUCCUUAUAGUGUAACUCAUGUCAGUUAGAAAAACAUGUUUGAGUUUCUUUUUCCAGUCGUAUUAAUAACAAAAUCAUGUCUCUAUUUGAUGUUGUUCAUUCCGAUGUUUGGGGUCCUAGUCGGAUUCCUUCUAUCUUAGGGUAUAUAUAUAUAUUUAGACACACACACACGGCUAUUGACGUAGUGUUUUCCGGUUACAGCGAUUGUGUUUGCGAUGUUGAUUAUCAUGUUCAGGUUCCCCACCCUUUCUAGUUGUUGUUUCUAGACUCUUGCCCCUUGUUUUUGAUGUUGCGUAUAUGCAAGUUGCAAAGAUCAAGCAGCCCCCCCACAUAAUAGGCAGUCUGUUCUGAUUGUGGUUCUUAUUAAAGAAUCACUUGUUAUUUUAAAUACUUUUAGAGCUUGAAUUAGUAGUUACAAUAUAUUGGGUUUUGAUUUUGAUGUUAGUGACAAAUUAUAAAGGUUAAUUAUAAUUAUCAAGCAUGAUUGCCACUUAAAUUGUGUUUUUGUUUUUUAAUUCUUAACUUUUGACUAUUUAUGUAUAUUGUUGGGAUUUAUGUUUAACUGUACCACUUUAGCCUUUUUGGGGUUGGGUGCUUCGCACUGCCAACUAAGAUUAACAACAGAUCAAUGUGAGAUGUAUUAAGGAUGAUGACGAAAAUUGUUCAGUGAACAUGGUAUCAAAGAUGAAAGAGUAAUAUAAAUACUUAAAUGAGGGUAAUAACUUUUUGAGUCAUACUAUUAUGACAGGAGACAAACAUCACUAGAAAUCAAUUUCAUUUUAAAUCAAAUUAUUAAGAGAGAUUGAAAGGUAAAUGGUAAUAGUGAGUUAGUGCACCGCCUGGUUAAAUGAUCACUAAAGUUCAAGGCAGUUAUGCAGCAUCUCAUGUUUUGAUUUGUAUUUUCAACUGUUUUGUUAUAAUUGGUGGAAAAAGUUUGGCUGUCAACUGGAAGAGUGUAUAAAAUGCUUGUGCGCGAAGUAAGUGGAGACCCUGCAUUUGAGGGGUUCCCUUAGUAUUGUGAAGUGAAGCCAGUAGAAAUAGAGUAUAUCAGAUCAUAUCCCACGCCUUCCAAUUUGGUCCUUCUCUUCAUUCCAUACAAUUUUCACCCUAACUAAGGAACACUUCAAAAUUUUAGAACCCCCCUCUCCUCCUCCUC